AUGUCUGAUGAUAUUGACUGGUUACGCAGCCGCAGGGGCGUGUGCAAGGUAGAUCUCUACAGCCCAACAGGACAGAAAGAUCAAGACCGGAAAGUGAUAUGCUUUGUCGAUGUGUCUACCCUGAAUGUGGAAGAUAAAGACUCCGAGGGUGCUGCUGGUUGCAGCUCAGAAGGUGACUUAAACCUGGAGACUCUGGAAGAAAAAGAGAUUAUCGUGAUCAAGGACACUGAGAAGCAAGACCAGUCUAAGAUGGAGGGAUCUGUAUGCCUUUUCAAACAAACUCCCUCUGAUCCCAUGAGUGUCCUCAAUUGGCUUCUCAAUGAUCUCCAGAAGUAUGCCUUGGGUUUCCAACACGCACUGAGCCCCUCAGCCUCUAGCUGUAAACAUAAGAUAGGAAACACAGAUGGCGAAUAUCACAAAAUACCCUCUGGGAACUGCUACAGUGUCUAUGCCAAUCAGCUGAACAUGGAUUAUGUGGCCAACGGACCUCAAAGCCUACAUCUAGAAAUGACAGCAACCAAAAACACCAACAAUAACCAAGGUCCUUCGACUCCUCCAGCCAAGUCUCCUAGCACCCAGAGGGCAGUUAUCUCCCCUGAAGGAGAAUGUUCUACGGAUGACCUUUCCUUCUAUGUCAACCGACUAUCUUCUCUGGUAAACCAGAUGGCCCGUAAGGAAAUCAAGGAGAAGUUAGAAGGUGGAAGCAAAUGCCUUCAUCAUUCAAUCUAUCCACCCCAUGGGGACAAAGGAAAAAACAGCCCCCGCAGUGCUGUGAGCAAGAUUGCUUCUGAAAUGGCCCAUGAUGCUGUGGAAGCGACCUCUGCAGAAAUGAAUGGCAAUGGGGAGGAGUGUAGGGAAGGUGACCAGAGGACAUUUCUGUAUAGUGAAUUAUCCAACAAGAACAAGGGUGGAGACAAGCAGAUGUGCCAGAGAGAUAGCAAAGACUUUGCAGAUUCUAUCAGCAAAGGCCUCAUGGUUUAUGCAAAUCAGGUAGCAUCUGACAUGAUGGUUUCCGUUAUGAAGACCUUGAAAGUGCACAGUUCUGGCAAGCCAAUUCCAGCCUGUGUGGUCCUGAAGAGAGUGUUGUUAAAGCACACCAAGGAAAUUGUGUCUGAUUUGAUUGAUUCCUGCAUGAAAAACUUGCAUAAUAUUACUGGAGUCCUGAUGACCGACUCAGAUUUUGUCUCGGCUCUCAAGAGGAAUCUGUUCAACCAUGGAAAACAAAAUGCUGCUGACAUCACGGAGGCCAUACUGAAGCGCCUGGUUAGUGCCCUUCUUGGCGAGAAGAAGGAGACUAAGUCUCAAAGUCUGUCAUAUGCAUCUUUGAAAGCUGGCUCCCAUGAUCCUAAAUGCAAGAACCAGAGUCUUGAAUUCUCAGCCAUGAAAGCUGAAAUGAAGGGGAAGGACAAAGGCAAAACGAAGCCAGACCCAUGCAAGUCAUUAACCAGUGCUGAGAAAGUUGGUGAACGCAUUCUCAAGGAGAGCCUGACCAUGUGGAACCAAAAGCAAGGAAACCAAGGUAAGAUGACUACCGAAGCAUGUACCAGUAAAGAAGAGAAAAGAGAGAAGAUCAGCCCUUCCACAGAUUCACUGGCCAAGGACCUAAUUGUCUCUGCCCUUAUGCUGAUCCAGUACCAUCUGACUCAGCAGGCCAAGGGCAAAGAUACAUGCAAAGAAGACUGUCCUGGUUCUACCAUGGACUAUAUGACUCAGAGUGCCCAGUAUGAAAAGUGUGGAAGUGGCCAAAGUGCCAAAGCAAUGUCAAUGAAACAUCUAGAAACUCACGGAGCUCCUGGACCAUCCACCUCUCUAAAGGAAAAUCAACAGCUGGACUCCGAGAAGCUGGAUAUGUCAAACAUUGUUCUAACGCUGAUUCAGAAACUGCUUAGUGAGAGCCCCUUCAACUGUGAUGAUCUAUCUGAAGGUGAGAACAAGCGUUCUGAGAAGGCAAGCAAAGCAGCUUCUGUGUCCAAGAGAUCUAACAGAGGGGAAGAACAAUGCCAGGACAAUCAAGAACUUGACUUUAUCAGGGGGAUAAAGCAAAUGAGCUGGCAAUUUAUAGAUCAGCUGGUAGAAUCUGUGAUGAAGCUGUGCCUUAUCAUGGCUAAGUAUAGCAGCAAUGGCGCAGCCCUUGCUGAAUUGGAAGAACAAGCAAACUUGGCCAGAUGUAGUCAUGAUGGUGAGAUGUCACAGAACAAUCAAGACUCUCCUGGGCCUGAAGUCAUCGUCAAUAAUCAAUGUUCUACAAGUAACUUGCAGAAGCAGCUCCAGGCUGUCCUGCAAUGGAUUGCAGCCUCCCAGUUUAAUGUGCCCAUGCUCUACUUCAUGGGAGAUGAUGACGGACAACUGGAGAAGCUUCCUGACGUUUCAGCUAAGGCAGCAGAGAAGGGGUACAGUGUGGGAGACCUUCUUCAAGAGGUCAUGAAGUUUGCCAAGGAACGACAACUGGAUGAAGCCGUGGGAAACAUGGCUAGAAAACAACUUCUAGACUGGCUGCUCACUAACCUGUGA
This is a messenger RNA of Cynocephalus volans (Philippine flying lemur), 2511 nucleotides long. RefSeq names its product A-kinase anchor protein 4-like. NCBI's taxonomy places the organism in Eukaryota, Metazoa, Chordata, Mammalia, Dermoptera, Cynocephalidae. Gene Ontology annotation, molecular function: protein kinase A binding. The coding region runs from base 1 to 2511 and encodes 836 amino acids. Gene Ontology annotation, biological process: intracellular protein localization. Gene Ontology annotation, cellular component: cytoplasm; sperm fibrous sheath; sperm principal piece. The transcript is spliced from 5 exons. The record is from RefSeq and is a predicted model, not a curated record.